Molecule: messenger RNA, 1794 nt
Organism: Spinacia oleracea (spinach)
Lineage: Eukaryota; Viridiplantae; Streptophyta; Magnoliopsida; Caryophyllales; Amaranthaceae
Product: F-box/LRR-repeat protein 13-like
Exons: 1
Coding region: 109-1539 (476 amino acids)
Molecular function (GO): protein binding
Source: RefSeq, a predicted model, not a curated record
UAAUGUCUAAAUUUUAACUCUACCGCAUUUCUUUUGCACUUAAAAGUUAAAAUAUCCUGAUUAAACCCUAACCAAAGACAAACAGAUUAAGCUCCCAUAAAAAAAAACAUGGAAGAGAGCGAUUGCAGAAGCAACAACAAUGGCAGUGAAGAAAUGAUAGAUAGAUUAAGCUCACUCCCGGACUCCCUUUUGAUCUCAAUUCUCUCCCUCCUCCCUCUCAAUUCCGCCGCUGCAACCUCUGCCUUGUCCCGCCGUUGGAUCCCCCUUUGGACCCACCUCCCUCGCCUCAUAAUCGAAGACGGUUACCACCCUACAUUCAGCAGCGACACCAAUACUUCCCGACAAAACUUCGACAAAUUCAUCACAACCGUCGAUCACAUCCUCCGGCAGGCCACCUCACCGAAAAUCGAAACCUUCAAUCUUCGUUUCUAUCACCCUGAUUUGGAAAUCGACCAAUACCCAAUUUGUUUAGCGUCACUGAAUUCAUGGGUUCUUCUAAUUUGCGCCCGAUAUCCUGCAAAUUUGGAGGUAAGCUUUGACUUCUAUUUGAAUGGUUUGCAAUUCAUUCCUCUUCCACCCUGUAUUUUCGAAACACAGUCUCUCGUAAAAAUCGAAUUGCGUGGUUAUUUUAAUUGCAAAUUGCCUGAAAGUGGUAUUGUUAGUCUUCCUAAUCUGAAAGAGCUUAGUUUGAAUGGCCUUGAUUUCGACUUUCAAGUGUUGAGGACAUUGUUUAAGUCUUGUCCACUAUUGGAGAUAUUGUUCCUGGGAGUAGAGUUUAUGGAGGAUGAAAUUGUUGAAAUAUCUGCUCCUAAUCUGAGAAAAUUGGCGGUUUAUAUGCGUGGUUCGUCAUAUCGGAGUAUAUUUUUGAUUGAUGCACCCUUGUUGGAAGAGAUUGAUGUCCAAGAUUGUGUUGCAUUCUAUUAUUUUGUCAAAAUUCCAUCUAAUUUGCAAAAGGCAAGGAUUCACUUUUGGGAUUCAAUUUUUGGGGAAGGAAGUGUUCAUCAAACCCACAUACCAGAGCUUAUUCGAGGGAUUUCUAAUGUUAAUUCUAUUCAAUUAGGGAAUAAUAUUCAUAUCUUUGAUACCCUUAAUCGGAUGGAUGCUGCAAAUUUGUGGUCACUCUUUCAUAAUCUAACCUAUCUUUGCUUGAGUGUCUCUAAGGAAUGUGUGAAUUGGGGUGCCAGAAUUCCAUUAUAUUUGUUGUCUAAGCUCAAGAGGAUAGACGUAUUGGCAAUCAAAGGGGAUGAUAAUGAUGUCUGUUCGGUUUAUUACAUUCUAAGUCUUGCAGAUGUCUUGGAGCAGUUAAACAUUUCUUGCUUUGCUAACUCUGGCAAAGGCGGGAAGCGCCAAUUAUGGAAGGAAUAUAAGUUCUGUGGUAAAUUGUUCACCUUUUCAAGGAGAUCUAUAACUUCUAAAAUUGAGUUUAAUGGUGCUUAUAUUCAUGCAUUUAGUCAUGGUCCUCGAAAUGCAUCAAGUGCUUCUCAAAUUGACUGGUUAGGACCCAGUAUGUGGCCCGACAUUGAAGAGGAAGACGAAUAGACAGCAGGCUUAUAUAUGACCUUUUAACUAGCAUUAUCAAAAAACUUGAACGGCUAGUGCAUCAGUUUUGUCUUUGGCUUUAACAAAGUUUAAACUUAGAUUUCUGGAACUCUUGAAUGUCCUGCAGCAAGGUUGUGUUCUUGUCGUCUACUUCUGUAAGUAGAAUGCUUAUUGACUAACAGCACUCAUAUUGUUGUUUUGAUGUGAUUUUGUCCCCUCUGUUCUGGUAUUUUGAUUGUUAACUUUUAAGUUGUA